AUGAACCAUUUCGGCUUUCGACAAGACCCGCCUAUUAAUUGGUGCAGAGAACUGCGAUGGCGGCAACCCCCCUCCCCCGAUGUUGUGGCUCUGGUAUCAUAUCCAGGCAGUGGAAACACAUGGCUGCGAUAUCUUUUACAACAGGUCACAGGCAUGGUAACAGGUUCUAUAUACAUGGACUAUGGUUUGCGAAUGCACGGAUUUCCCGCUGAGAAUGUAACGGAUGGCUCGGUACUCGUAGUAAAGACCCAUGAAGCACCGCCUGUGGAACCAGAUAAAUUCAAAUCUGCCAUAUUGUUGAUAAGGAACCCCAGAGAUGCUAUUUUGUUUAUGUUUGCAGCUGCCGACUUUAAUAGACUACACAAGGGUCAUAUUGGCACAGCACCUAAAUCAGCAUUCAAGAAGAAAUAUCAUCAACACAAAAAAUCAGACUGGGCGACGUACGUAUCAACACAGCUGAUGGUGUGGGAGACACUCCACCAGCUUUGGCUCACCAAGUACGCGGGGCCCGUGCAUAUCGUGUUCUAUGAAGUGUUGGUACGGAACACUAAGGACUCGUUACAAGGCAUGUUGGACUUCUUGAAUCAAACGGUUACCGAGGCGGAUAUGAACUGCGCUAUAGCGAACAAAGAAGGUAUUUAUCGUCGGAAGAAGAAACAUCAGGAUUUUGAUCCAUUCAGUACAGAGAUGUACAAGGCAUUAGACCAGGUCAGAAAUAAAGUUCUAGGUAUGGUCAGGGACUAUAAGAAGAAACACAGCCACGGCGGUCCUUUGACAAAAUUAGAAAUGAAUAAAAUUGUGUAA
This is a messenger RNA of Arctia plantaginis, 804 nucleotides long. The record is from the annotation of a GenBank genome assembly. NCBI's taxonomy places the organism in Eukaryota, Metazoa, Arthropoda, Insecta, Lepidoptera, Erebidae.